AGCUGGAGGACCAUAGAGCUAAGCGCCGGGUCACGUAGAGAUCGGAAAGACGCGACAGCCCAGCCGGAAGGAAGACCGGGAGCGCAGGCGGUGAGGGAAGAUGGUGGCCUCCAAGAGGAAACGGCGUGGGGGCUUGGCAGUGGAGGCCAAGAAGCCGAAAAGAAACGAAAAAGAUGUUGGGACGCCAGACAAGCGGCGCGUCGUGGCAGAGGAGGUGGAGGAAGAAGAGAGAGACCGUAUUCCGGGCCCUGUUUGCAAGGGCAAGUGGAAAAAUAAGGAACGAAUUCUCAUCUUUUCUUCCAGAGGAAUUAAUUUUAGAACAAGACAUUUAAUGCAGGACUUGAGGACGCUGAUGCCUCAUUCUAAAGCGGAUACUAAAAUGGAUCGUAAAGAUAAAUUAUUUGUGAUUAAUGAGGUCUGUGAAAUGAAAAACUGCAAUAAAUGUAUCUAUUUUGAAGCUAAGAAAAAACAGGAUCUCUAUAUGUGGCUUUCAAAUUCCCCUCAUGGACCAUCUGCUAAAUUCCUUGUUCAAAAUAUUCAUACCCUUGCUGAACUAAAGCUGACUGGAAAUUGUUUGAAAGGUUCUCGGCCCCUAUUGUCUUUUGAUCCUGCUUUUGAUGAAUUACCACAUUAUGCUUUAUUAAAAGAACUCUUAAUUCAGAUCUUUAGUACACCACGGUAUCAUCCUAAAAGUCAACCAUUUGUGGACCAUGUGUUUACUUUCACCAUUUUGGAUCAUAGGAUAUGGUUUCGAAACUUUCAGAUUAUAGAAGAAGAUGCUGCUCUUGUAGAAAUAGGACCUCGUUUUGUUCUAAACCUUAUAAAGAUUUUCCAGGGGAGUUUUGGAGGACCAACUUUAUAUGAAAAUCCUCACUACCAGUCACCAAACAUGCAUCGGCGUAUUGUAAGAUCCAUGACUGCUGCAAAAUACAGGGAGAAGCAGCAAGUGAAGGAUGUGCAGAAGCUGAGAAAGAAAGAGCCAAAGACUAUUCUUCCACACGAUCCCACUGAAGAUGUUUUUGCUAUACCAGCUGAGGAGAAACCAGUAGAAAUACAGUGGGUAAAACCAGAGCCAAAAGUCGAUUUGAAAGCAAGAAAGAAAAGGAUUUACAAAAGGCAUAGAAAAAUGCAGAAGAAGAUGGACAGUAGGAAUACAAAAUGAAUCAAUGAUAUUUAUUCUGUAUUCAGUGUGUAAAUACUUCUGUCAUUGAGGACUGUUUUAUGUCUAUAAUUAAAUAUUAGUGUGGCAUUUAAGAAAAGAAAAAUGGAAAUCUUUAGAAUCAGUGAUGUUUAUCUUUUUCUAAAUAAAAUAUCACCAGAACUCAA
Messenger RNA from Tupaia belangeri chinensis (Chinese tree shrew), 1326 nucleotides. RefSeq names its product biogenesis of ribosomes BRX1 (gene BRIX1). Gene Ontology annotation, biological process: rRNA processing; ribosomal large subunit assembly. Gene Ontology annotation, cellular component: nucleolus. The record is from RefSeq and is a predicted model, not a curated record. Lineage: Eukaryota; Metazoa; Chordata; Mammalia; Scandentia; Tupaiidae. The coding region runs from base 101 to 1162 and encodes 353 amino acids. Gene Ontology annotation, molecular function: rRNA binding. The transcript is spliced from 10 exons.